This is a messenger RNA of Penicillium subrubescens, 894 nucleotides long. RefSeq names its product C1 family peptidase. The coding region runs from base 1 to 894 and encodes 297 amino acids. The transcript has a single exon. Lineage: Eukaryota; Fungi; Ascomycota; Eurotiomycetes; Eurotiales; Aspergillaceae. The record is from RefSeq and is a predicted model, not a curated record. Gene Ontology annotation, cellular component: lysosome. Gene Ontology annotation, molecular function: cysteine-type endopeptidase activity.
AUGCCUGAGAGAUUGACAAAGGAAGAGGCGAAGAAGACAUACGUUCUGAAUUGGAGGCCAUCACCGCCAAGUGCAAGGCUAGGAGCGCCAAAGUUCACAUUCAAACCCGAGUUUGACUCAACUGCUCUUCCAAGCGCGAAGGAUCUGAGCCAGUAUGACUCGCCUGUUAAAGAUCAGGGUGAUAUUGGUUCAUGCACCGCGUUCGCAGCAGUCGCAAUCGUUGAGCAUAUUGCUAAACGGAAUGAUAAAAUACCAGACUGGUCGGAGCUCUACUUGUAUUACAAUACAAGAGUGAAAGUACUCGGAUGGCCCGCUAGCGACGACACAGGGGCUUACGUGCAUUCGGCAAUACAGGCUUUAUAUACGUACGGCGACGCUGGUGAAACUGAUUGGCCAUACGAUACUUCAAAAUUCGCAGUGGAGCCUCCAUUAGCUUCCUAUAGCAGAGGUUCUACAAACCAAGUUGUGAAAGCAGCUUAUGUUGACACUUCUGUGGAUGCCUUCCGUGCGGCAAUCGCCGCUGGCUACCCUGUCGACAUUGGCUUUUGGUGCUACUCGAACCUGUAUGAUCAUAUGGAUUCUGGACUGGUCGAUAUGCCAAAACAGGGAGGAUACAUCAUUGGAGGCCACUCUGUCAUGCUUGUCGGUUAUGAUGACUAUACUCGCCGGUUCAAGUUCAAGAAUUCCUGGAGCACAAGGUUUGGUCAAGCAGGAUAUGGUUUUCUACCGUACGAGUAUGUUUCAGGCUAUACCCUCGAUGAGCCUAAGCAAAGGCUUGUGUCAGACUGUUGGACGAUUGCCAGCAUUGAAUUCGACAGUGACUUCGUGAUAUUGUACAACAACCCUCCGGAGAACGUGCCCGCUCCUUUUGCAUUGACGGCCGUUGCCGCUUAA